UUGACAAUGGAUAUAUCAGUGGAGAUGAGGAAAGGACCAUGGAGUUCGGAUGAAGACUCUAAACUCAUCCAUUACAUCUCCCUACUUGGACAGGGACGCUGGGAUUCUCUCGCUCACUUUGCCGGGUUGAAGCGUACAGGUAAGAGCUGCAGGUUGAGAUGGUUGAAUUAUUUGCGACCUAGUUUACGACGAGGAAAACUUACUCCUCAAGAGCAGCUUCUUAUUUUACUGCUUCAUUUCCGCUUUGGAAAUCGAUGGGCAAAGAUUGCAGAGAACUUGCCAGGAAGAAGUGAUAACGAUGUUAAAAAUUACUGGAGAACUAAAGUACAAAAGCAUGCAAAAAAGCUGCAUUGCGACGUCAAUAGCCAGCAAUUUGGAGACUUCCUUCUAUAUCAAUGGCUGCCCUAUCUGGCUGAACAAAUACGUGCCCCAUCAUCAUCUCACGAACAUGAUGAUAAUAUUUGGGACACUGAAGUAAAUACUCCGAAUAUUGUUCAAACUAAGAUUAAUGGAUCCACAGGCAUGACAUGUCCAAAUGUUGUCUCAUCAACGGAUUCCUUCGAAGCAGAAGUCACAGUACCAUUGAUAGAUGAUAAUAUUUGGAACAUGUCUAGCUUUGAAGAUGGAAUUAUUUCUGAUUUUUCAAGCUCAGAUAUGCUGCUUUAUGAGGAUCAGUAUUAUCCGGAAAGUGCAACAUCAGAACUAUUUCCAGAUGAAACGAUAUGUUUGGAUGAUAUGGACCUUUGGCUCUUUCCUUAGAGGUGUGUAACAUGAUGCUAGGGGCGGAUCUAUAAGCGGCCUGGUUAUGAUUUCACGUGAACUCAGUAGCUUUUGUCUAAAUUAUGUAUAUAUAUUAAGAAUUUACUAAAUAUCUAUAAAUAUUUGACUCUGAACCCAGUUAUUAUUAUAAAUCGUUGUAGACUUCUAGUAACACAUAAAUUUU
Lycium barbarum (goji berry) is the source of this 943-nucleotide messenger RNA. Its product is annotated as transcription factor MYB2-like. Lineage: Eukaryota; Viridiplantae; Streptophyta; Magnoliopsida; Solanales; Solanaceae. The transcript is spliced from 3 exons. Gene Ontology annotation, biological process: regulation of DNA-templated transcription. Gene Ontology annotation, molecular function: DNA-binding transcription factor activity; sequence-specific DNA binding. Gene Ontology annotation, cellular component: nucleus. Bases 7 to 759 code for a protein of 250 amino acids. The record is from RefSeq and is a predicted model, not a curated record.